Messenger RNA from Oryza sativa Japonica Group (Japanese rice), 1224 nucleotides. The record is from RefSeq and is a predicted model, not a curated record. NCBI's taxonomy places the organism in Eukaryota, Viridiplantae, Streptophyta, Magnoliopsida, Poales, Poaceae.
UAGGGCUAUUAAUAAAUAUAUAUGAUUAUACUGAAGUAAUUUUCAAGAUUAAUCUAUACAUAUUAUCCUAUGUUUUUAAAGUAGAUAUUAUUUAUAGACAAUUUUUAAAUGUUUAAUAUAGUUUAAAAGACAAUUAUUUUCAAAGUAAUUUCCUACUAAUUAUCGAAAGAAUCUGGCAAAUCUCCUUCUAUACGAAGUGCUUCCGCAGCCGCUGUAGUCACCUGCAGAAUCCAAUGCAACAUUUCGGCGACAGCAACAAAGCAGUCUCGGUUUCUGUUUCAAUUCUUGCGAAUUCAAGAACUGCAUCAGUUUUCAGUCCGUGCGGCUCGUGUAUUGCGCGUAUCGACUACUACCAAACUCCCAACCAGUAAUGAAUUGCAUCACCCAGUUACCCCAUGAGACCGAGGAUCACCGGGAGCAGAGUUAAUUCCCGCCAACGCAGGCAACCGUAAAGCUGACGACGAGGGACACAAACACGCAUGAGAACGCUGCUCUUCUCCAUUCCCAGGCUAUUGGCUUUACUUUUCAUGACCCGGCAAGCCGAAAGACGGCGAGGCGCGCGCUAGCUGCGUCACGCGAUCCAUGGCGCGGUGGUUGCGCACGAGAAAGCUAACGCGUGGCGAACCUGUAUAUGUAGUGGGGCGCCGGCCGCCGCCGCCGCCGAGACGCCCGGGAAGAGCAGCCGAACACACGCUGCUGCGACUCCUCUGUGGCGGCUGCGCGCGCUCGCUCGCUGUGACGACGAUGAUCGCGGAGAGCGCGGCGCAGGUGGUGUCCCUGCUGGCUCCCCUGCUCGUCGUGGUGCUCGUUGCGGCGGUGCUCGCGUCGGCGUCGGGGGCUGGGAGCGCGCGGGAACGGGAGGAGGCCGAGGCGGAGGCGGAGGCGCGGGCAAGGGAGUGGGCGCGGUUCGUGUUCGGCCCGGAGGCCGACGACGAGCGCGCGCCCCCGCCGCCGAGCCGCCGGGUCCUCGUGGUGGCGCGCCAUGACGGGUGCGGUUGAGCACGCGACGCGAGUUGCCUUGGCCACGCGGCCGCAGAUGCAUAUGUGUAGAUGUCGGUGUGCGUGAGUGCGUCCUCGUCAUCUCGUGUGUCGGAUCGAGUAUUACGGAUCCAAGAUUGUUGCAACUUGCUGGCGUGUUAGCUCGAGCAAGUUAGCUAAUUGUAUUACGUGGGCCCGUGUAAGUGUAGGAGCAAACACAAAGUUAUCGUAGUGGGAGGCUUGCAU